Alosa sapidissima (American shad) is the source of this 2985-nucleotide messenger RNA. RefSeq names its product kelch-like family, member 42 (gene klhl42). NCBI's taxonomy places the organism in Eukaryota, Metazoa, Chordata, Actinopteri, Clupeiformes, Clupeidae. The record is from RefSeq and is a predicted model, not a curated record. The transcript has 4 exons. The coding region runs from base 1285 to 2694 and encodes 469 amino acids. Gene Ontology annotation, molecular function: protein binding.
CAUUAGUUGAUAUAUCUGGUUGAUAUGCUCAGUUUUCACGUUUUCCAAUGAGUUAUGUUGGGCGAGUGGAAAACUGGAAUACUAACAUAAAACAUAUCCUGCUAUUUACCAAAACGGCAUGAGUGGUAUUUGUUUGAAUAAACAAAAGGCACACAGGUUUGUAAAACAUCAACUUUUUGUAAAUAUAUCCGUUGUGUCACAUGUCAUGUCAUGUCACACUUGUCACUCUUAAAACCAUCGGCUCUUAACUUUUAUUUUUGCUUUUAACGUUAUGUUUUUUCAGCAGCGCAUGCUUGCGCAUAGAUGCACGCUAAUCAGGGUUGAAAUAUGCAAAUAAUGGAAAUUUCCCUCACGGGAUCAAAAAAUUCAGCUCUCAAGCUUUAAUCCGCAUAUAUAUAAAUGCAAUAUGAUUGUUAUGAUGGUUUCUUAGCUCUGUUCCUCUGCAAGGAAUAGGUUAAUACAGAAUUGCUAUAGAAUAAAUAAAUAAAUAGACUAGCCUACAUUAUUUAGAAAAUGUGCAAUGCAGUAGGCCAGUAUAAUGUCAAGUGUCCAUAUGUUUUGUUAAAGUGACUUGAACAUAUUAGCUUUGUUGUAUGUUGAGAUUGAGAAUAUAUUAUCCUCAACUGGCGUGACUGUUAUUAGACAUUUAUUUGUUGGUUGGUUUGUUUGUAUUUCAGACUUUAAGUAAGUUUAAUACGACAUUUCUCAAGGACAAGCCAAGAGAAAAAUGUCCCCCACCACGCGUUCUCAUGGCAACAGUCGUAGCCUACCUACAGUAGUAGUGAAAAAUGAUCUUGUCUGCCAAUGUUAACUAUAGAGCCGUGUGAGUCAGCGUAACGUUGUUUUUGAGAUAAAAACAAUUUCUCUUUCGCUAUUGUCCCAUUAUGUGUCAGUCUGACAGUCCACAACAAUGUUUAUUAUGAUUCUCCAUCUCCAACAGCCAGCGCAUGCAGGAAGUGACGAAAACAGCACGGUUGUACAUGGAAUGAGGGACUUGCGAGCUAGCCGUCAAGCUAAUUAUCUGAUCAACUAAUUCUGGAUAAAUGUAAAAUUUAGUGUCUAUAUUUAGUCUCAAAGCUCGUUUCCUUCUUAUAUACCGCUAAGAAUAUCUACAUGGAAGUCGGAAAGAUCAUAUCCAUCUGGGGAUCUAUGGGCUGAGCAUUACCAUAUAUAGCAUUCUAGGCCUUGUGGGAAAAGGCAUUUGAAGUUGCAGAUCCAAAAUGUAAACAAGAGAUUCUUAACAGCCAGAAGAACAGUGGAGGAGGAAGCAGGGCAACUGUCACCAUGUCGUCCCCAGAGCAAAUCAUCGCCAUUAUUAUGGACGACAAGACGUAUAACGUCAGUAAAACUAAGCUUAUUGAAAAAAGUGAUUACUUUCGUGCACUGUACAGUUCGGGGAUGCGCGAGUCAGGUGAGGAUUCCGUUGAGCUACAGGGACUGAGUGUCCCAGGUCUGGAACUGGUCCUGGAAUUUAUCAACACUUCCAAAGUCAAAGUGGUUAACGAGACACUCGAAGACUUAAUUGAAACAGCUUCUUUUUUGCAAGUGAGCUCAAUCUUGAAACUGCUGCUGUCGGAAAUCCGGCAGGAUAACUGCGUGGAGUUGUACAAUCUCUCCGAAGUUUACGGGACAUAUGAUUUGCGAAAUGCAUGCCUUAAAUAUAUGAGUUGGUACUACCAUCCGAUGCUCCGGCGACCCGAGUUUAAAGAUUUGCCAACUCCACUGCGAGACCAAGUCAAGGAAAUGCGCAUGAAGGGUACGGCUACUCUGGUCGCCAUCGGAGAUUUUAUUGGUACUUGUAUGGCUAUGACAGACCAGGACGAGCCGUGGUCCAUGUUACGUUAUGGAGAGGUAGAACAGCGCUGGAAGCCGCUCUCCAACAACUUGCCACAUGAUAUGGUAAACGUCAGAGGAUACGGCUCUGCUGUUUUGGACAACUAUUUAUUCAUCGUCGGUGGAUACAGGGUGACAAGUCAGGAGAUCUCCGCAGCGCACUGCUACAACCCCUGCAGGAACGAGUGGACUCACGUGACACCCCUGAACCAGAAAAGAUCAAACUUCAAGCUCCUAUCCGUCAGAGGCAAACUGUAUGCAGUUGGGGGCCAGUGUUUGGGCACUGUGGAGUGUUACAGCCCAGACCAGGAUUGGUGGACGUGUGUGUCCUCGCUGCCCGAGCCCUUGGCCGAGUUCUCAGCCUGUGAAUGCCAGGGAAUGAUCUAUGUCAUGGGCGGCUACACUGCCAGAGACCGGAACACAAGCGUGCUGCGCUACUGUCCGACCUCUGACACCUGGAGUGUGAUGGACACCUGUUCGGUGCACGUGCGUAAGCAGCAGAUGCUGUCGGUGGAGGACACCAUCUACCUGGUGGGGGGCUACACCCACGAGCUGGAGACCUGGCGGAGGAGGCCCAACCAGACAGAGGACGUGCUCACGGUGCAGUCGUACAACGUGACCACGGGCGAGUGGCUGCAGCUGAAGGAGAACACGUCCAAGUCGGGCCUGAACCUGACGUGCACGCUGCACAACGACGGCAUCUACAUCAUGAGCCGCGACGUGAGCCUGCCUACCAGCCUGGAGCACCGUGUUUUCCUCAAGUACAACGUCUUCUCCGACGCCUGGGAGGCCUUCCGGCGCUUUCCGGCCCUCGGCCAGAACAUGCUGAUCUGCUCCCUCUACCUACCCAGCGUGCUGUGAAACUCAGCACCUUCUUCAACCCGGGAGACAGGUUUUGCACAGACCCUAGGGGGUCGAGAGGUCAAGAGGUCAGGGGUCAGAGGUCAGGGUGUUGCGGCUUGUUGUGGGGGUUCGUGCGGCCCAGUUUGCUCAUGCAGGGACCAGAUGGCGUGUCCACAUUUGGAAUGGCCUAUAGGCGCUGUGUCAGGAAGCAGCUUGUAGUCAUGACUGACCAACAACACACACAUGCACGCACACACAUGCACGCACACACGAACAUACGCACACACACACACACACACACACACACAC